AUGUUGCGACAAUCCUUCAGGGCCUUUGCCCGCACGGCCGUUGCGAGACCAGCCGCGGCGAGAAGUUACGCUACCUUCAACUGGGAGGAUCCCCUCAAUGCGAACAACCUCUUUACCGAGGAAGAGCAGGCCAUUGCAGAAACCGCAGAGCGAUACUGUCAGGAGCGGCUACAGCCCAGGGUCUUGCAGGCCUACCGAGACGAACACUAUGACCCCAAGAUCCUCGAAGAGAUGGGCGAGCUGGGCCUGCUUGGCUCCAGCAUCAAGGGCUACGGAUGCGCUGGCGUUUCUUCGGUGGCCGGCGGCCUGAUUACACGAGCAGUCGAGCGAGUCGAUAGCGGCUACCGGUCCGGUAUGUCGGUGCAGUCGUCCCUCGUCAUGGGCGGCAUCCACGAGUUCGGCACCGAGGAGCAGAAGGAGAGGUUUCUCCCGGAGAUGGCCAGGGGCAAGCUCAUUGGCGCCUUUGGCCUGACGGAGCCCAAUCACGGCAGCGACCCGGGCAGCAUGGAGAGCGUCGCGAAGCCGCAUCCGACUAAGAAGGGAUACUACUCACUCAGCGGAGCCAAGACAUGGAUCACCAACAGCCCAAUCGCCGACGUGCUGUUGGUCUGGGCUAAGCUGCAGGAGACGGGCAAGAUCAGGGGCUUCUUGGUUGAGAGAAGGGACUGCCCGCCUGGAACGCUCGAGACGCCCGCCAUCAAGGACAAGAACGGGCUCCGAGCUUCCAUCACGGGCAUGAUCCAGAUGGACGGCGUCCCGGUGCCAGAAGCCAACAUGUUCCCUGACGUCGAAGGCCUCAAGGGGCCCUUUAGCUGCCUCAACAGCGCCAGAUACGGCAUCUCGCUCGGCGUCAUGGGCGCCCUGGAGGACGCCAUUGCUCGAGCCCGCACCUACUCCCUGGAGCGAAAGCAGUUCAAGGGCAACCCUCUGGCCAGGUACCAGCUCAUCCAGAAGAAGCUCGCCGACGCCGCCACAGAUGCCGCCUAUGGCACGCUGGCCGCGGUGCAGGUCGGUCGGCUCAAGGACGAGGGCAAGGUGACUCCCGAGAUGAUUAGCAUGGUUAAGAGACAGAACUGUGAUUCGGCGUUGCGCAACGUCCGCGUGCUGCAGGAGAUUUUCGGUGGAAACGCCGUGAGCGACGAGUAUCACAUUGGAAGACAUGUGGCGAACCUGUUUGUGACGCAGACGUACGAGGGACAGAGCGACAUCCACAGUUUGAUAUUGGGCAGGGCGAUUACCGGUAUACAAGCGUUUGUGUGA
Molecule: messenger RNA, 1260 nt
Organism: Trichoderma aggressivum f. europaeum
Lineage: Eukaryota; Fungi; Ascomycota; Sordariomycetes; Hypocreales; Hypocreaceae
Exons: 3
Coding region: 1-1260 (419 amino acids)
Biological process (GO): fatty acid beta-oxidation using acyl-CoA dehydrogenase; fatty-acyl-CoA biosynthetic process
Cellular component (GO): mitochondrial inner membrane
Molecular function (GO): flavin adenine dinucleotide binding; glutaryl-CoA dehydrogenase activity; fatty-acyl-CoA binding
Source: RefSeq, a predicted model, not a curated record